Molecule: messenger RNA, 1313 nt
Organism: Dalotia coriaria
Lineage: Eukaryota; Metazoa; Arthropoda; Insecta; Coleoptera; Staphylinidae
Product: basic salivary proline-rich protein 1-like
Exons: 1
Coding region: 145-1194 (349 amino acids)
Source: RefSeq, a predicted model, not a curated record
AUCGCGAUGUAAACAAGUCAUUCGAGCAAAUUUUCACUGAACACGUCGUCGUCUCACACACAAAUUCUCAGUGCUUAAACACAAACCAUUUCGCCAUACAAAUUAUAUUUUCGAUUAAAUUAGUACUUUAAAUUAUAUUCAAUUAUGUCCACAACUCGGGUUGACAAAGACGGCAAUUGUGGUGUGUGUUCGCCGAGGCCCCCCAAAGGACAGACAGCGGAGCAAUGCGAGCCGGAUCAGGCCGCGCAAGGGAAGCAGGGACAGUGCAAGCCGGAGAAUACCGCGCGAAAUAGGCAGGAACAGUGCAAGAAGGAUCAAGCCGCGCAAAACAAGCAGGAGCAAUGCAAGAGGCGAUCCCAACAAUGUAAACCACCCAAGGAGGAAGAUGACCAAGAUGCAAAUGAGAAAGGAAAAACUAAAGGAAAAGGGAGUCCAAAAGAUAAGGGGACUCCAGUACCGAAGGAAAAGGGAGUUCCGCCGUCAAAAGAUAAGGGGGCGCCACCACCAAAGAAUAAAGAGAGUUCGCCACCAAAGGAGAAAGGUAGUCCUCCGCCGAAGGAUAAAGAAGCCCCACCACCAAAGGAUAAGGGGUGCCCACCGCCUAAGGAUAAGGGGUGCCCACAACCAAAGGAGCAGCAAAGUGAGCAGGGCAAGAAACAGGAUGCUCCGCCGCCCAAAGAACAAGCCGCCAAUCAAAGCAAACAGCAGGAUGCUCAACCGGCUCAGCAGCAAUGUGCGGCGCAAUGCAAAGAGCAAGUACAGCCAGCGCAGUACCCAACCGCGGAGUGCAAGAAGCAUGCUGCACCAUGCAAGAAACAACCCGCACCACCGAAACAACAGCGACAACGGAAUGAUGAACCGCCACCUCCAGAAGAGAAAUGCGGAGAGAAUGAAGGAUGGUCACGAGAAAAUAUCAAACUGGCGAUCAAUGCUAUUGUAUCUCUGGCAAUAAUCAUUUUAUGUCUCUACCAUCCAGACAGCUUAGACGCAGACGCGGAAGAAUUCAAGCCCGAUCCGGCAGACAUCGGUUGGAGGCCGAAGAUAGACGGUGGCGGUGCCGCCGAGCCGGAGCCAGACUCCACUGAAUACAAGCCCGAUUGGCGCCCAAUGAAAGACGACGGCGGCAAUGAAGCUGAGCCCGAAUGGGGCCUUAAACCCGAUUGGGGAUGGAGGCCCUUCCCCGAAGGACAAUGAGCUGGUGACGAACAACAUCAAACCAGUAGAAGGAAUUUAAUACAUACGCAAAAAAUGUUUCACCAGGAAACGCCAAAUUGACAAGAAAAUAAAAGAAUACUAUUAAAUAAUUACAGGCA